GACCAAAAUAGCUCUGACGGUGAACUUCAAACGGAAAGCCAGUCGUGUCAACCAGGCCGAUAACGAUGUUUGGGUGCGCGAUUCACGGAAUUGUUAUUCGGGGUAAUGAUCUCGGAGUCUCUCGUUUCUCGGCAAGAUGUCUUCUGCACUCGUUUGUCGCACACCAGAGGUCAGACUCUUGACAGGUACAGAGCUUUUUGAAUCCCUUUCGACCAACGACAAGCUCUUCGCACACUACGCUGCAAAAGCUGCUUGGCUGGGUGCGAGGAUCAUCCUUCGACAAGUGUCCCCCGAGUCUGAAUCGAUCUUCGACUUCAUCAUCCAGCUGUACAACUCGUGUGAUGGAAAUUGGAAGCACCUUGGUCAUUCGCUAGGAAUUCCAGACGACGAGUUGGGCAGGUUCCUUGAAUUUGCAGCAACUUUCCUCAGUAAUGUGGGAAAUUACUACGGCCAUGGUGAUCAAAGAUUCAUCCCGGGAUUUACGACUGAGACCUUCCGAAAGCUUACAUCGGUAUCAAAGAUCACGCAAUACCUUGCAGCACAGCUCGAGGCAGUCAUUUUCGCACCUCUUCCGGAGACAAUUGGUCUGCCGGGUGCAUCCACGCAAAGCGCAUACUAUCAGUCCUUGUCGGGCAUUUCUCGUCAGGAGAUCGACAGCGUUGGUGCUAUCGCGGCGCACAUGAAUAUAGAUCCGGAGAACACAAGAUUAUUCAAGUCCGAGAGUCAGACAGGCAUCAUCGUAGACAUUCUCCAGGCAUCCGUGGAGAAGGAUAUCGCAGAGAACGUUUUACACGACAAGGAUGGUCUGAAAGUGCUACUUGUUCGGGGCGACUUCUCUGAUGUAUUGCAACGAAUCUGCGAGAACCUUGAGCAGGCAAGUGUGCACACCAACGAUGAAAAGAAGAAGGACUAUAUUUCGCAAUUGUGUGCGAGUUUCCGGACAGGAAACAUGGAGCAGUACAAGGAAUCUCAGAGAACCUGGGUGAGAGACCAUCAGACGACAAUCUCAACGGUGUUUGGUUUCGUGGAACCGUACAGAGAUCCGUGUGGCGUCCGAGCCGAGUUCGAAGGCAUCGUCGGCAUCGAACAUCCGGGUGAGACAGCUAUGUUACGUCGGCUACGCGACAACGCAGGCACCUUCAUCAAACGACUCCCAUGGGUGGACAAAGAUCAUGACGAUGAUUCGUUCGGAGCCUUUGAGGUGAAUAUGGUAGGCGGGCUCCACUUUGUGAGCGUCGAAACGAUCGCGUACUGCAGCACUCUGGUGUUUCCUGGAGUUAAUCUUCCCAAUUAUAACGACAUUCGAGCUGAAACAGGAUCCAAGAAUAUCAUGAUCUCGAACCGUCUAGACGGUACACCAAUGGCGGGUGAUUCGACCGCUGUGACUCUUCAUGAACACGUGAAAGGAACGUUCAUGAAACACAGAAGUCACACGUAUCAUCUUUGGGUAGUGUUCCAUGAGCUUUUUGGUCAUGGCACUGGCAUGCUACUUCGAGGAGCCAAAGGCGAAGCUUGCAAUUUUGACAUCGAUAAUCCUCCGAUUAGUCCACUGUCCGGAAAGCCGAUCGAUACGUGGUACAAGCCUAACGAGACGUUCACAGGAGUGUUCAAGGAUAUUGCCACAAGCGUCGAUGAGUGUCGCGCAGAAUGUAUUGGGGCUUACUUGCUGAGCGAAGUCGACCUGCUGGCACUUUGCGGAUACCCAAAGGACGGUGAUAUCAAGCCAUCCGAUCUUGAGUACAACAUGUAUCAGCAGCUCGCAGUGGCAGGAGUGCGCAGCCUGGAGAACUACUCGGUGGAUGAAAAGAAAUGGAGCCAAGCACACAGCCAGGGCCACUUUGCCAUGUUUCAGGCCAUCCGUCGAGCAGAUCCUGAUCUCAUUAAAGUCAACAUCGAUGCCGUCAACAAUAAGCUGCACGUCCGUGUCGAUCGGAGUCUAAGGAAUGCAGAGCGUGGGAGGUCUGCAUUGGGCGAUCUUUUGAUGCGCCUGCAUAUUUAUCGAUGCACUGCAGAUGUGUCACGAUGUCGCACGCUUCUCGACGAGCUCACUGUGCCCGCGCAAGAAUGCCUUGAAUGGAGAAAGAUCUUGCUCGAGGAAGGGGCAGUGAAGCGCGUGUUUGUACAACCAAACACUGUCAUUGUCAAUGGUGGAGUAGUCAUCAAUGACUAUGAGCCGACGGUUCAGGGAUUAAUCCAGAGUUGGGCCGAGCGACAGGUAUGAAGAUUAUGGUAUAAAUCAUGUUUUUCAAACGUUACUAUCUAUAUUGUAAAAAUCGUUUCACUCGCAAGC
Messenger RNA from Dissoconium aciculare CBS 342.82, 2290 nucleotides. Its product is annotated as dipeptidyl peptidase III. NCBI's taxonomy places the organism in Eukaryota, Fungi, Ascomycota, Dothideomycetes, Mycosphaerellales, Dissoconiaceae. The record is from RefSeq and is a predicted model, not a curated record. Gene Ontology annotation, cellular component: cytoplasm. Gene Ontology annotation, molecular function: dipeptidyl-peptidase activity. The transcript is spliced from 8 exons. Bases 137 to 2221 code for a protein of 694 amino acids.